Molecule: messenger RNA, 1536 nt
Organism: Colossoma macropomum (tambaqui)
Lineage: Eukaryota; Metazoa; Chordata; Actinopteri; Characiformes; Serrasalmidae
Gene: gabrb4
Product: gamma-aminobutyric acid type A receptor subunit beta4
Exons: 10
Coding region: 1-1536 (511 amino acids)
Biological process (GO): regulation of membrane potential; chemical synaptic transmission; nervous system process
Cellular component (GO): neuron projection; membrane; GABA-A receptor complex
Molecular function (GO): neurotransmitter receptor activity; extracellular ligand-gated monoatomic ion channel activity; GABA-A receptor activity
Source: RefSeq, a predicted model, not a curated record
AUGUUGGGUCCUCAGGAAGACAAACUAUGUGGAUUGCUUUCUGCUCUGACGGUGCUGUCGUCUAUCUGCUUCGUACAAUGCACAUCCACUGGAUCUGGAAUAUCUGUGGCCAAGACGACAGUGGACAAACUGCUGAAGGGGUAUGACAUCCGUCUGCGGCCAGAUUUUGGAGGUCCCCCAGUCAUUGUGGGAAUGAGCAUAAACAUCGCCAGCAUCGACUCCAUCUCGGAGGUCAACAUGGACUACACCAUCACCAUGUAUUUCCAACAGAGUUGGCGGGACAAGCGACUGGCCUAUGUGGAGAUGCCGCUCAAUCUGACCCUGGACAACCGUGUGGCUGAUCAGUUGUGGCUGCCAGACACUUAUUUCCUGAAUGACAAGAAGUCCUUCCUGCAUGGCGUGACGGUAAAGAACCGUAUGAUCCGGCUCCACCCUGACGGCACGGUUCUGUACGGGCUGAGAAUAACCACCACGGCUGCGUGUAUGAUGGAUCUGAGGAGAUACCCCCUGGACGAACAGAACUGCACCCUGGAGAUUGAGAGCUAUGGAUACACCACAGAUGACAUUGUGUUCUUCUGGCAAGGUGGGAAGAACGCUGUAACAGGUGUGGACAAACUGGAGCUGCCGCAGUUCUCCAUUGUGGAGCUACAUCUUGUGUCCAGAGAAGUGAGGUUUACCACAGGUUCGUAUCCCCGGCUGUCGCUGAGUUUCCGCAUCAAGAGGAACAUUGGCUACUUCAUCUUGCAGACCUACAUGCCCUCUAUCCUGAUCACCAUCCUGUCCUGGGUCUCCUUCUGGAUUAACUAUGAUGCCUCCGCUGCUCGGGUGGCCCUGGGGGUUACCACGGUGCUCACUAUGACAACCAUUAACACCCACCUGCGGGAGACCCUCCCAAAGAUCCCCUACGUGAAAGCCAUUGAUGUCUACCUCAUGGGCUGCUUCGUUUUCGUGUUCCUGGCCCUGCUCGAAUAUGCCUUCGUAAACUACGUGUUCUUCGGACGAGGACCCCAGCAGCAGAAGAAAAUCAACGAGAGGCUCAACAAAGCCAACAAUGAACGUUCCCGUUACGAGGACAAACGUCUGAGAGAACAGGACUCCAUUUCAGCGCCGUUUCAAACCAACACCCUCAGGUCAUAUACACAACGAAGAAAUCUGUAUCUCGAGGAACAAAGAAAAGUCGGGGUGGAUGCUUACGGCAACAUCCUGCUCACCACCCUGGAGAUGAACAACGAGGUGAUGCCGUCAGACGUGGGCAGCAGCGUGAGCGACUCACGGAACUCCGUCAUGUCCUUCGACAGCUCCGGCGUGCAGUUCCGCAAACCCAUGGCCUCGCGGGACGGCUUCGGCCACCACUCGCUGGACCGCAGCGCCAUGCGCAGCCGUGCCAACUGCCGGCUACGGAGGCGCUCGUCCAAGCUCAAGCUCAAAAUCCCCAACCUGACGGAUGUCAGCACCAUUGACAAGUGGUCCCGGGUGAUUUUCCCCAUCACGUUUGGAUUCUUCAACCUUAUCUACUGGUUGUACUACGUGAAUUGA